Molecule: messenger RNA, 1444 nt
Organism: Mercurialis annua (annual mercury)
Lineage: Eukaryota; Viridiplantae; Streptophyta; Magnoliopsida; Malpighiales; Euphorbiaceae
Exons: 3
Coding region: 192-1232 (346 amino acids)
Cellular component (GO): cytosol
Molecular function (GO): protein-folding chaperone binding
Source: RefSeq, a predicted model, not a curated record
UGAUCUGGAAAGUUCCACACUUUUCUGGUAGUCUUAAGCCAAGACAUGUUCCAGAUGAAUCCCAUACUCCAGCUCGCUAUAUGAAACCCACUACACCACCACCAAUUAUUAUCACAAACUAUUCUCUACAACUUUCAACUUUGAGCCGACAAAUUAAGAAAGAGUUAGAAGCUAAAUCAAAUUAAUAAAUUAUGGGUGUGGAUUAUUACAAGAUUUUACAGGUUGAUAGGAAUGCUAGUGACGAUGAUCUCAAGAAAGCUUAUAGAAAACUUGCCAUGAAGUGGCACCCUGAUAAAAACCCCAAUAAUAAAAAGGAAGCUGAAGCCAAAUUCAAGGAGAUUUCUGAGGCUUAUGAGGUUUUGAGUGAUCCUCAAAAGAAAGCAAUAUAUGACCAGUAUGGAGAAGAAGGGCUUAAAGGUCAGGUACCGCCACCGGAUGCCGGUGGACCUGGAGGAGCUACUUUCUUCUCAACCGGAGAUGGCCCAACAACGUUCAGCUUCAACCCCAGAAAUGCCGAUGAUAUUUUUGCUGAAUUCUUUGGCUUUUCAAGUCCAUCAUUUGGUGGUGGAAUGGGAGGAGGUGGCAGUGGAAUGAGGGGAGGUCCAACAAGGUCUUCCUUUGGUGGAAUGUUUGGUGAUAAUAUUUUCACUUCUUUUGGUGAUGGACGGCCGAUGAGUGCCGGUCCUCGAAAAGCGCUUCCGAUUGAGAAUAUGUUGUCGUGUUCCCUUGAGGAUCUUUACAAAGGAACUACUAAGAAGAUGAAGAUAUCAAGGGAAAUUGCUGAUGCUAGUGGGAAGACGAUGCCCGUUGAGGAAAUUUUGACAAUUGUAAUCAAGCCUGGCUGGAAAAAGGGAACAAAGAUUACCUUUCCAGAGAAAGGCAAUGAGCAGCCGAAUGUCGUGCCUGCAGAUCUUGUCUUCAUAAUCGACGAGAAACCACACAGCACAUUCACCAGGGAUGGAAACGAUCUGGUUGUAACGAAGAGGAUAUCUCUUGUAGAAGCUCUAACAGGCUAUACUGUUCAAUUGACAACUCUAGACGGUAGAAGCCUGACCAUUCCGAUCAACAAUGUGAUCCAUCCAGACUAUGAGGAACGAGUUCCUAAUGAAGGCAUGCCAAUUCCAAAGGACCGCUCAAAGAAAGGCAACUUGAGAAUCAAAUUCAACAUCAAAUUCCCAACCAGAUUAACCGACGAGCAGAAAUCGGGAAUUAAGAAACUACUGGCAUCGUAGAUCAAGUUUUGGCCGCUCCAACCAAGUGAACUGUUGUGAAUAUUUUGCAUUUUCUUGAGAUGGUUGUUUUGUGUUAGCUUCUGUUGUGUGGCAUGCCUAUACUACCUUUACAUCUAAUUUAAUAAACUGUAUCAAGCUUAGUCUGUCAAAAUGUAGAUCGAAGAUCAUUUAUUUUCAAUUCAGAACCAUCAAAGCAUUUAUUUUACAACUUA